Molecule: messenger RNA, 4611 nt
Organism: Lottia gigantea (owl limpet)
Lineage: Eukaryota; Metazoa; Mollusca; Gastropoda; Lottiidae
Exons: 28
Coding region: 1-4611 (1536 amino acids)
Biological process (GO): proteolysis
Cellular component (GO): membrane
Molecular function (GO): zinc ion binding; metalloendopeptidase activity; wide pore channel activity
Source: RefSeq, a predicted model, not a curated record
AUGGGUGUCAAGCUUUUAUUCUUGGGUAUUUGUCUGAUUUAUUUGGUACUGGAUCUCCACGAUGCCGAGGUCACUGCUGUGUCAGACAGACAAGCCAAGCUGAAGGAAAAAGACGCAAGAGAAAAGCUUCAACAAGAGCUAAGCAAGAACUAUGCCGUAAAACAGAGACGAAGGAAGAAGAAGAAGUUUAGGGAUCCAAGAACUCGUGGAAAAUCUUCAAAAGUCGUGAAUCGAGGUGGAGCUCCCAAAGUUCAAAAUGGAGAUGAUGGCGGUGACGAUCCUCAUAUUGGAAAUCGUGAAAAUUAUCUUCAGAAAUAUUUUAAAGGGAAAAUGUGGGGAAUACGAGAUAAGAAGAAGGCACCGAAAGGAAACUGGCGAAAAAAACUUCGAAAACAAAAACAUAAGAAAAAGGAAAAACGUCAAAACAUGAAAAAGAAGGAAAAAUCCAAGCGUACCAAAGUGAAGAAGUUUAAAAAGAAAAGAAAAAAGCACAAGAAGAGGCGAAGAGGAAAAAGAUCUACCGACGAGAACGAGGACGAUCCGGGAAGCGACCAGGAACACACUCACAGGACAAAGAGAUAUGCUAUAACUGACCAAGAACGUAUGUGGGAUUAUGGAGUUGUUCCCUAUUCUUUUUCUUCAGACGUCACUGAUGUGAUGGCGAGGACGUAUAGAGGUGUAUUUGAUGCUCUAGAAAAGAGAACAUGUAUAUCAUUUGUAGAAUGGGAUGGAACUGAGUCGUUUUAUUCGAAUAGAAGUCUCAAUCAUAUGGUUCACCUCAACUUUGUCGACCAAGGGGGAUGCUGGGCAUACUUGGGCCGCUAUACCUACAGAACGACCAAUAUAGCUCAAGAUAUCUCUUGUUGUUAUGUGGGGAGAACAUGUUUACAUGAAAUCAUGCAUUCUUUGUCCAUGGAACACGAACAUACCAGUCCUUUGCGAGACGGGUGGCUGAGAGUCAACUGGGAUAAUCUGAACGAAGAUGGGCAGUUUCAGUUCUCAGUUAUAGAUCCAUUGAUGUUGGGAAGAGAAUCCUGGGGUUUUGAUAUUAAAUCAUUUGUCAGCUACGGGACCACGGAAUUUACUAAAAACGGUAUGAUGGGAUUCCAACCGUUAAUGCCUGAUUUCUACCCGACUGGUAACAGUUAUUGGCAGCCAUUUAAAGAAGUACAGAUGAAUUACGAUUGUUUUGGUAUCAAGUGUAGCGGAAUGGAAGAACCAGUCUGUGAAAACGAUGGUUACCCGGGAUACUAUGAGGGUGAAUGUGGGUGUGUUUGUCCACCUGGGUUAGAUCCUGCCACCAACUGUGCUUCAAUUAAACCAACGGAUCCAAUCAGAGGCUGGCCACCAUCAUCGUUCGGAUUACCAGAACCGAUAGAGGGUUGUCCAGCAGGAUUCCAACUCGGCAGUUUAACCCAACCGUUAGCUGGCGACUCCGAAGUAUCGUCUAGUAGCCACAUCAAUGCUGGUUUUGAGAAUUCCACAGCGGAGUUCGGUUUCUGUCUUAAAGAUACCGCUAGUCAAACAGAGGGUGGAUUGACGGAGUGGCCUCGUGGACAAUAUUGUAUCCAUUCUUAUAGUAAUGCUUGUCCUCCAGGAUUUCAAGAAGGCUUAAUCACCUAUGAUGAUUCUGUAAACGCCACUCGUACGAUAUUGACCGAGUCUCCCCUACCAGAUGGAUCUUUUGUUAACAAUACAGAAUUGUGGUACUGUUGUCGCUCUGAUGGCAUGGUGCAACUCGACAUUAAACUUCCUAACACCGAAUCAUUUAUACUGUACAGACAUGGCACUGCUGAAUGUCAGAACGUAGAAGGAAUGUACAUGUUUCCCGAAUAUUACUCUCUGAUGAUAGAAGGGGAGACAAUUAGAAGUAUUUCAGUUUACCAGACUCUAGGUUCUGUCCCUUACAAUGUUUUAGAUGGAAACGAACUAUUCGUGUACUAUUGUUACUAUUCGCCUCUAAAUAAAGAUUGUGGUGAAGUAAUUCAUCUAGGGCCAGAAAACCCGACUCAUGAUAUCAUGACACCCAAUUACCCAUUCGACUACCCACUAAAUACAGAGUGCAACUGGCUUUUUGUGGCACCAGAAGGAUCGGAAGUGAUGUUAAAUUUUAAUGAUUUCGAUGUAGAAGGCGAUGAUUUUGAUUGUUUUGAUUAUGUAACGAUUAAACGAGGAUUACCUGGUAUACCAGGAGUAAGUUAUUGUGGUACGGAAUUUAAAGCUGCCAUUAAAAGUAUAGAUCGAUAUCUGAUGAUCACCUUCACUUCCGGAAGUGAGAUCACCUACACUGGUUUCCAUGCUACAGGACGCUUACUGGACGUUGCUGAUCUAUGCUAUAAUCCCGAUGAUUUUGGAAGAACGUACAAUGGUAUCCACAACUAUGCAGAAGACUUUACAGAGUGUUUGCCUUGGGUUGAGAUGGCUCAUUGUGAUACCAAUCUCUUCAAUACAGAGGAUGCGUUCGAUAACCUAGACGGAAACUACUGCCGGAAUCCAGGUGCACGAUACGACAGUCCGUGGUGUUACACCGAGAAGGAGAACUGUACCAUCAAAUACUGUGAUGUUUGUCAAGAACGAACAAUAUAUGAUAAUUUUGAUGAUUGUGAAGAAUUGAUAGCUGAACAUCCUAAUUUCUGUCUGGACGGGGACCAUCAUCAUUAUGGUUGCCUGGCAACUUGCAUAGAAUAUGGACACAUCACCAUUCCAGAAAAAUCAAACAGAGCUCAAGACGUCUCAUGUCCAGUACCAGAUGAUAUUGUCGAUGCUGAUCCGAUCGUUCACGACGUGACGAGAUAUAACGUUGGCGACAGCUUGGCUUACGUCUGCUCAAAUGGAACGGCAACAAAGAUGCGACGUUGUCUUACGGAUGGAACGUGGACGGACAUUGAGUACGUCUGUGGAGGAUGUGGAGACGAAAUGAAGAGUGAUACAAGAGGAACCUGUUAUGCCUAUGUAGCUGAAGAAGUUAGGUUUGUGGAAGCCGAGGAAUACUGUAUCGAGAAGGAUUGGGACGUUGCUUCAGCUCAGACAGAGGACGCUUUCAAUUUCUUGGUCCAGUAUCGCUCAGAUAUGGGAUCGGAUGGUAAACAAGUAUGGUUAGAUUUAUAUGAAGACCCUGUAGGAGUAUGGAGCUGGGGUGACGAAAGUUUGGUUCAAGAUGGCUUCACCAACUGGAGAUCCACGUACCCAGUGAGUGGUCCUAUAGAAACAGAUGGGAAUAACUGGUACCGGUGCGCUACUAUGGUGGGAACAGGUCAGAGUUCAGUCUGGAACCAGGUGGCUUGUGAUAAUAAAUGGUACAAGGCACAUUACAUCUGCCAAACCAUGGAAUCAGAACGAGAAAUUUGUGCUGAUAGAAAAUCAUCUUGUACCAGGAAUCUGAUUGAUAUACCACUACUCUGCUCUCAAUACCAAUCCUACGCUCAUGAAGUUUGCCCCUAUACUUGUGGCAUCUGUGAUGUUGAAAACGCUGACUCGUGUACAGUGACAGCAGAUUUCGUCGUAGGCCUGAACCUUGUUAGCGGUGGAUCAACUCCAUUCAGUUUGAACCCUGGUGAGAGUUUUACUACACAAUGUCCAGCUGGCCAGAUCUGUACACAAAACUGUCAACAUUUCAGUAGAGCUUGUCGUCGUUCAGGGGAAGUUACUGGUGCUACUCCUGUGUGUCAAGACGCUGAUUCUGUACCAACGCUCGUCAAUAACAUAGAGAGAAUACCCAGGCUAGACACUAGUGAGGCUAGGCGAAUAUACCAGGGAGAUAACUCUUACAUGAACAUCACUAGAUCAGGGGAGAUUACCAAAUGGAUGACGUUAUGUGAAAAUGACGGAAUUGUCCACCUAAUGGCCUUUAAAUACUGGAGUCAAGAUCGGUACUUUAAAGUGAUGGGCGUGAACCAAGUUGAAUGUAAGGCGGGCAGAAGAAUGACUUGGGAGAUACCGGAAGGGGAAAGAAUCCAGGUUGAUCCUUCCAUGAAUAUUGGGUUAAUGGAUUGGAAUGGUGGAUGUAUACCACUGUAUGAAUGUUUUGCGAGUGAAUAUCCGGACCUGAACAAGAUCUACCACACCAUGGCAGAGAGUCAGGAUGAAGUAGCAUUAAAUAAACUGGUCUGGAUGCGAGCCGGUCCAACCUGUUACUUCUUCUCGUUGAAUGCUGAAAUCAGUCCGGUCGGUUACAUCGCCCCAGCUACCACACAGCUUACCACACCAUCUACCACCACAGAAGAACCGGAACCAGAACCAGAGGCGACAUCUACUUCGUCUGAAGAUACAUCUGAAUCGACAGACAUGACGACGUCUUCGGGUGAUGUUAGUACAUCGUCCACUUCCACAUCAGCUGGCAACACAGAAAGUUCCUCAACUGGAGCAAGCAGAUCUUCACCUUCCACUGAUGCCUUUGUAUCAGAAGACACAACGUCAUCUGUAUGGCAGAGGACGACAACUCACUCCGUGGUAAUAACUACGCCUCGAAGAACGAUCAAUGAAGACUUCAUCAAAUCUUUCAUUAAGAAAAAGAAAAAGAAGAGGAAAUGGUGGAAGAACCGAGGCAAGAAGACGGACAAGACCCGUAAGCGUAAGAACAAGAGGCGUAAGAAGGCUCAAAAAGGUCGUUAA